Molecule: messenger RNA, 1185 nt
Organism: Microplitis demolitor
Lineage: Eukaryota; Metazoa; Arthropoda; Insecta; Hymenoptera; Braconidae
Product: IQ and ubiquitin-like domain-containing protein
Exons: 4
Coding region: 1-1185 (394 amino acids)
Source: RefSeq, a predicted model, not a curated record
AUGUCUACGCAAUUACAUCGUUUGAAAGCUGAGGAAUUAUUUUCAACUCGUAAAUAUUCAAAAGCAUGUCGAACACGAACAGAGAUGUCAUCUCUCGCACGUUUUGCGAUUCUAACUCGAACUCAACCGCCUGUAAAAGAGAAGUUAGUGAGAUUGAACCAGGAUAAGCGGUUCGAGAUAGUGGAGCGGCGAACACCACGUACUUGCUCUGAUUUUGAGAUGUUACAUAACAUGCUGGACCGAUGGAGAGUAUUGGAAAGUGAACAGGUUGAUCGUGUGCUUUUCGAAAAUUCCCGCAUGGCUGCUAAGUCCGUGAUCCUAUUGAAGGAGAUAGAGUUGCUGCGUUCCAUCGAGUUAUCUAAAUCUAAAGUCCGCGAGGAGCUGAAAGAACGAAGAAAUCUUGAGUUCUUGGAUAAAUUGGCUAAGCUUGAGUGCUGGAGAGCUGGUGUUGCGGGUAACACCUCUUCUGGUGGUGGAGUUGGAAGAAUUGACACGCUCGAGAGCAUCAAGAAGCUCAUUUACGGGCAUACUUGUCAACCUGCCAGGGAGCUAGAGUAUCUUGUAGACCAGGAGAUUGAAUUUACUCGACGAAAUUUUGAUUCUGGUAUAAUGAAUCAAUUGAAAAAUCGAAUCAAAUUGGCCUUUUUAAAGUUUACUGCUCUCUACUGUCAAGCGGAAAGUAAUUUCAAGUAUCACAAUAGAGAUAUCAUGACUUUUUGUCGUCGAUGUGGUAAAUUAUUACCAAUAAGCGAAUUAAAUGAAGAUGAGCCAAGUCUUCCGACAUGCAGCAGUUGUAUAUCGAUACGUCCGAGCAAAAAUCCAAGGAUACUUUACGAGCCGUACGAACAGAUGCUCAAGGAUUUACGUAAAUCCGAAGCUCAGAUGGGCUUAUUUGACGGUCUGGCUUUUCAUAUUGACCCGCGGGUGCUCCAUCAGCUUGUCAAUUACAUCUGGCACGGAAAAUCUGGGAUCUCCGAGUUCGAUGAUCUCUUCCAAUUACGGCUGCUGCGUUUUCGGCUGGAUGUCGAAUGGUCUCCGUGGAAUUCAAUUCUUCUGACGAAACGGGAAGCUGCUGUGCACCAGGCAAUGUCCAAUCCUUGGGACCUGUAUGAGUCGAGUUUGGUACAAAAAUUUGUGCUCAGAAAUCUGCAAGCUAAAUUAUACUUUAGUUACUUGGUUAAAUAA